Messenger RNA from Caretta caretta (loggerhead turtle), 669 nucleotides. RefSeq names its product gastric inhibitory polypeptide (gene GIP). NCBI's taxonomy places the organism in Eukaryota, Metazoa, Chordata, Testudines, Cheloniidae. Gene Ontology annotation, cellular component: extracellular region. Gene Ontology annotation, molecular function: hormone activity; glucagon receptor binding. The record is from RefSeq and is a predicted model, not a curated record. Gene Ontology annotation, biological process: regulation of fatty acid biosynthetic process; regulation of insulin secretion; response to starvation.
AUGGAUGUGUUGCUGAGUGUGCAGAAAGCCUGGAACAACAGCUCCGAGAAGUGUGCAACACUGCAUUCAUCUCAGGAUUUGUCUGCCCUGGAGCUGAAAGGUAAUUGGUCCAUCGCACCGGGUGUAUAUAAAGGGUCUGAAGGUCCCAAGUUGAGACCUGAAUCUGCUGGAGUCCUAAGUGCUACAUCAGAGGACCAGGAAGAGAAACAAGCCAGGAAAAUGGUGUCCUUGAAAGUUCUUGCUCUGCUCAUGGUCUCUCUGAGCCUUGUUCUGACAGAGGAGAAUGACUUCAGUGCCAACCCAAAGAGUCCCAGCACCAGAGCCAUACAGCGACGUUACUCCGAGGCCAUCCUGGCCAGCGAUUACAGCCGGACCAUGGAUAACAUGCUCAAGAAGAACUUUGUAGAGUGGCUGUUGGCCAGAAGAGAGAAGAAAAGCGAGAACGCCAUCGAUCCAUCCAAGAGGGAAGCUGAACCCCAAAUGUCAGUUGUCAGUGGCCCAGGCUUGGAGCUGGCCUCCCAAGGGGCUCAGGACUUCUUUGUCUGGCUUCUAAAAAACAAAAGAAAACAGAGUCUUACUGCUCCCAAAGAAUCUGAUCACUUGAAAGACGUUCUGAGCCCGGAGCUAUUGGCGUGGCUGAUGUCUGCUGAUCUCUGCAGACCAACGUGA